Molecule: messenger RNA, 78 nt
Organism: Gryllus bimaculatus (two-spotted cricket)
Lineage: Eukaryota; Metazoa; Arthropoda; Insecta; Orthoptera; Gryllidae
Source: the annotation of a GenBank genome assembly
AUGGGCGGCUGUACAUCGCCUCAAGUUCUCACGUGUGGUUACGCCAGCGCCAGUUCCAGCGUCACCCGGCGCGACUGA